Thecamonas trahens ATCC 50062 is the source of this 1453-nucleotide messenger RNA. RefSeq lists its product as uncharacterized. Lineage: Eukaryota; Apusomonadida; Apusomonadidae. The coding region runs from base 1 to 1149 and encodes 382 amino acids. The transcript has 3 exons. The record is from RefSeq and is a predicted model, not a curated record.
AUGAACGAACUCGCAGCAGAACUGGUGGAUGUGUCGGGUGAUAAGGCCAUGGACUUGGUCCUCCAUACCGGCAUUCACCAUCCCCUGUACAAGGCCGUGGCCAAGAAUGCUACCACCACAGCCGCCAAGACCACCAAGACGGCCAAGACGGCCGAGACUGCCGCCACCACGGCUCGAUCAUUCAAGGUCGACUCGGCCAAGCGGACGUACCCCAUCGGCGACUUUUCUUUGCCUGGCUACCUCACGGCUCGUAUCUGUACUUCUCCCGCGCCUGGUCCCUCGCCGAUGGUGGUGGAAAAAUCCGCCGUGAGUAUGGCGGGCAAGUCGAUGGCCAAGGGUGGUCUCAGCUCAACCUCGACAUCAUCGGCCAUGGCGAGCAUCAUGCCCGAGCUGCCGCCGACGGUGGCCAAGAAGACCGCACAGCUUGCUCUCUCUCCGCUGGAUUGGCUUGCCUCUGCCAGCGUCCUGAACAAGGGCGCUGCCGACGACGGCAUUGACGACGCGGGCUUUGUCCGCCGCUCCACCCGCAAGCGCAAGCUGGCGACCGACGACGACGGCGACGACGCCGGCCGGCCUGGUGAUCGUGCCGGCAGCGACGACGACGACGAGACUGCCAGCGAGCCGCCGGCGGUCAAGAAGCACAAGGGUCUUGCAGCCGCUGCCGGUAGCAGCGACGCCGAGGCGCCGGUGACCAAGGCCAAGGCCAAGUCGAAGGCCAAGGCCAAGGCCACGUCGAAAGCCAAGUCCAAAGCCAAGUCCAAAGCCAAGUCGCCGUCCAAGACGUCGGCCAAGAAGGUCAAGCCGACCAAGACAAGCCGCAGCAAGGCGACCGGCAAGACCAAGGCGAGCGGCAAGACCAAGGCGAGCGGCAAGACCAAGGCGAGCGACAAGAAGGGCAAGGGCAAGGGCAAGAAGGGCAAGGGCAAGAAGGCGGCGUCGCGGUUCCGGUUCGAGCCCGAGCACGUCGAGCUGUUCAAAAAGUACUACUUCAAGUCGUUUAACCCACGGUACGCCGUGUCGGACGCCAUUGUGGAGGCCAUGGCCAAGUUUGUGUCGACCAAGAUCGGCAACGACGAGCUGCCGUACACCAACAAGCAGAUGCGCGGGUGGAUCACCUCGUUCCGCCGCAAGCAGGAGAUGGGCGCGUAGUCCCCUCCUUUGACCCUAAACGGUACGGUCGUUCGGACGCGUUGUCGCGCGCGUCUCAAAGUGAACAACUCGAUGAUGCUUGACUUCCAGCUCACCAGCCGACGCCGUGUCACGCCUGCUUGGCCUGCGGCUUGAGGUGGGAGGCGCGCCCGCACGUGAUGGCGGCCGACACGUAGACCCCUGCCUGAAAGAUGCCCGAGUUGCCGUCGCGGUGACGGACGCCUGGGAGCAUGGGCGGCGCGCGAGGUGCCGUACCGACGACCGGGAAGGAGACCAUCAGUGAGUUGAACACAGCGGCCGGACG